Necator americanus (New World hookworm) is the source of this 1563-nucleotide messenger RNA. RefSeq lists its product as uncharacterized. The record is from RefSeq and is a predicted model, not a curated record. The transcript has 15 exons. Lineage: Eukaryota; Metazoa; Nematoda; Chromadorea; Rhabditida; Ancylostomatidae. Bases 1 to 1563 code for a protein of 520 amino acids.
AUGAGAAACGCCAUUGGAAGGGCGUUGCUUGGUUAUCAAUCGCUCAGAUGGCGACUUGCCGGUAACGCUUCGAGGAAAGCAGAAUGGAUAUUUCGAAUAGCUGUGAUAUUUCUAUGUGUUCUAUGCGGAUUUGCAUGGUAUCAACGGACAAUCAACAUGUGGGCGCUGAAAAAUAUUGGUGAUACUUUCCUCUCUAAGGAUAUUGGAACACGACAGAUUAUACUUGGUGUAUUUCAUCGUCCGAAAAAUGAACAAAAUGUAGACGGAAAAUUUGCGGUUGUUUCCAUUUUCAUAGUAUCACACGCUACUGUACAACGCAUCCAUCGUGGUAAAAGAGCGGCUUCUGACAUUUGCUCUUGGGCAGGACAUAUCGCCGAAUGCGAGUUGGAGGUCCAUGCCUUUAAGGAAUUUAGAAUUGGAACCACUCCAGAAGUUGAAGAUUCUAUGAGGAUCACUCCAGAACAAGCGCUAAAAGAACCUCGUCACGAUUUGGUCGUAUGCAUGGCGCCUAUGUAUAUUUAUACUGACUGGGAAACACUCCUUGUCGGAAUUGAGACGUGGAUCGCGCUUGGAGCUACGAAAAUUGUUGUCCCAGUACAAUCGACAUCAACGUCCUGCUACAAAAUUCUAAAGGAAUACGAAAAGAAAGGUUUGGUUAUAAUCCGACCAUGGCCUAAAUGGCCGGUUUUAUCCGACUCUAAUCCUAAUGGACUUGUUCUAAGCAGAGGUAUUGAGGAAUCGCAUGUGAAUUGUUUAUUUUUCGCAAAACCAUGGGCGAAUAUGAUUGCCUUUUCCGACAUCGAUGAUAUCCUACUUCCAACAGAUCCCAUAAACAUCAAAGCAGGGAUUAACGUGGAUAUUCUCAAGACUAUUUUUGCCGAGCAUCCACAAGCAGGAUCAUUACUUUUCGAACACCGCGACGUUCAAUUCCAACUUCCGGAUCAAGACAAUGCACCAAACACACUAGCAAAGUUCAAUUUCGACUUUCUUACCAAAUCCAAACACAAGAUGAACUGCAAUGUAUGGCGAAUGAAAACCCGGGUUGUAGUGAAUGCAAGUCGCGUAGACUCUGUCAACAUGCAUGAAACGGGUAUUCAUCGCUUCGGAUACGUACAGACAAGAGUUCCAUGUAGACAAGCACAUUUCUAUCAUCUACGACAUUCUCAUCAUACAGUGUCGAACCCGGUGAACAUCGAUAUGUCAAUCUUGGCCGCAACGCUCAACAGACAAUGGUACUCCAGACUAGAAUCUUUCAAAGACUUCAAAAACGUCGCUCUCAACAAGUCCAGCACAGAAUCAUUUGAAGAUUUCGAUCGGUGCAUGGGUGCAAUAAACGAUGAACAUUGGACCUUGCGUGUGAGUCGAUGUCUAACACCACACGUGUGCUUCAGUCGUCUGAAACGAGACGUUGACUGCAUAGGAUCUCGAGCUGAGUAUGACUUCUUCCGAUCAGGAGCCGGUUACUUCUUACAAACAACGAAUGUAACAAUGACUACAUCCGAUCCCAAUUGUGAAGCUCCAGUGCCGCAACUUGUUUCUGGAAAUCAUUACUUUGCCCCGUAA